Messenger RNA from Megalops cyprinoides (Indo-Pacific tarpon), 1608 nucleotides. Its product is annotated as neuronal PAS domain-containing protein 3-like. The transcript has 12 exons. Gene Ontology annotation, biological process: regulation of transcription by RNA polymerase II. The coding region runs from base 1 to 1608 and encodes 535 amino acids. NCBI's taxonomy places the organism in Eukaryota, Metazoa, Chordata, Actinopteri, Elopiformes, Megalopidae. Gene Ontology annotation, molecular function: DNA-binding transcription factor activity, RNA polymerase II-specific; RNA polymerase II transcription regulatory region sequence-specific DNA binding; protein dimerization activity. The record is from RefSeq and is a predicted model, not a curated record.
AUGGCAGUGGUGCCUUUUGUCAGAGAGGGGAAGUGUGUCGGCUUGGGGUGGGACCUCUUGAAUGGGCUACUGGUUAAAUCGCCCACUCUGCCAUGCCUGCAGAACCUGAGAAGGGAGAAAUCUCGUAACGCAGCACGCUCCAGGCGAGGGAAAGAGAACCUUGAGUUCUAUGAGCUCGGCAGGCUGUUGCCCCUGCCCAGCGCCAUAACCAGCCAGCUGGACAAGGCCACCAUCGUCCGCCUCACCGUCAGCUAUCUGCGUAUGCACCACUUUGCCAUUCAGGGAGACCCACCAUGGAGACCCCUACUGGAUGGAGGACCAAACAGUACCUCAGCGUACCACCACUUGCACUCUCUAGAUGUUUUUCAGGAGCACCUUGGGACACACCUGCUGCAGUGCAUGGAUGGCUUUGUGUUUGUGCUGAGCAAGGAGGGUCGCUUCCUCUAUAUCUCGGAGACAGUAUCCAUCUACCUGGGCCUGUCACAGGUGGAGCUGACUGGCAGUAGUGUUUUCAACUACACCCACCCAGCUGACCAUGUGGAGCUGGCAGAGAGGAUAGGCAUCAGGCCACAUCUCCUGGACAAAGCUGGAUACCCGUCAGCCAAUGAGAAGACUUCCACCUCAGCCUCUAUUACCUCAUUGCCCAAGAACACAGAGUCAGCUCUGUCCAGCAAACUGCCUAGCAACGACAGCACUGCUGAUCGCGGAUUCUUCAUCCGAAUGAAGUCUGCCCUUACAAAACGUGGCCAACAUUUUAAGUCUUCUGGGUAUAAGGUGAUUCACGUGACUGGCCGGAUCCGCCAUUACCACGCCUCGACGCCGAGCCCUCUCGCCUCCUGCACACGGCGCCCACUGGGACUGAUGGCUGUGGCACACACACCAUUGCCCUCCACACUCAGCGAGCUCCACCUACAAAGUCACAUGUUUGCACUCCGUGCCAACAUGGAUCUCCAGGUCACCUACUGUGAGAACAGGAUCUCGGAGUACAUGGACCUGAGUGCAGAGGAAGUCAUGGGGCAUACAUGUUACCGCUUCAUCCAUGCGGGGGACCUGGAAAGUGUCCGGAGGAGCCACCAGGACUUGCUGCGGAAAGGGCAGGUGGUGACUGGCUACUACCGCUGGCUCCAGAGGAAUGGUGGGUUCAUGUGGAUCCAGUCCUAUGCCGCCAUAUCCAUCAACCACAAAGCGCCCCACGAGCAAAACAUCAUCUGGGUCAACUACGUGAUCAGCCGAACAGAGCUGCCAGAUGUUCCUCUGGACCUUUGGCAGCUGCCAGAGGGAUUGAGGGUGGAGAGAGGAGGAACAAACAUUCCCUCAGUUGGUGACCCGCCACAUGGCCCAGGGGAGGAGCCAUCCAUCCCUAGGGGGCGGGGCUCUGACACAGAGCUGCCACAUAGACUGCCAGUCCGCCAGAGGGUGCUCCACCCUUUCUCCCUCUGUUCCCAGCGAUCCCAUGGGCAGUAUGCCCCCAGUACCAUCCGCUACGCCCCUGCUGAGAGGACCAACGCCCUGCCCCUCCACCCCGGGCUCUCCACCACCAGUCUCCUCAGGAUGACAGCUCAUGUGAACUCUGACCUGCUGGACCCCACAGUCAAGUGCAAGAACUGA